AUGAGUAUGCGUAUUUCGGGAUAUAUGCACAUUAAUCGUAGCGAAGCUCGAGAAUUGGGAUUUACAGUUCUCGUGGAUAUGAGAGGAGCAACAUGGUCCACCGUAAAACCCAUCCUAAAAGCCCUUCACGAACAUUUUCCUCCGGGCGUAGUUCAUCAAGCGCUCAUAGUAAAACCCGAUAACUUUUGGCAGAAACAGAGAACGUCAUUGGGAUCACAUAAGUACAAAUUUGAGACAAAUAUGAUUAGUCUAGAGGCCUUGCCAAAAAUUAUAGAUACUUCUCAAUUGACCUCAGACUUGGAGGGUACUCUAAGUUACGACCACGCAAACUGGCUCGAAAGUAGGGUAGCGGUAGAAGAGUUUUCCUGGCAAGCUGCAGAUCUACUUGAUAGGCUUGACGAUCUGCAGGAGGAUUUAGCAAGGAGCGAUUAUGCGGACGAUGUUAGUGGUGCCAAGCAUAAAAUCGACUUACACAAUGAGAUGAAGAAGAAAAUAAUGAAAGCACCAGUAGAGGACAUCGAUUUGCUAGGUCAGAGAUUAUUACAAAAAGUUUGUGGUAACGAUACAGGUCAAGGAGGUGGAGGAACCGGUGGAAGAGACGGAGAAUCACCAAGUGGUAGUAGUAUGGAUAAUGAUAUUAAAAGCUUAGUAAUUCAAAACCUCGAAGCGGUCCACUCCUCUCAAAAACACCUACUUCAACUCUGGCACCAUAAAAAACUGAAACUGGACCAGUGCUUUCAACUCCGCCUCUUCGAACAAGACUGUGAGAAAAUGUUUGAUUGGAUAUGUCACAAUCGUGAGGUUUUUCUAGUAAAUUACGUGGAAAUCGGCCACACUUACCAAUUAGCUAAACAACUACAAGAAGAACAUCAACAUUUUACAAUGAGUUCAAUGAAUGUUUACGUGAAUAUCAGUAGAAUUCUUUCGGUGGCUGGAAGAUUAAUUGAAGGAGGGCAUUACGCUGCUACUCACAUUAGAUCGGUUGCUAAUCGACUCGAUCGAUCUUGGAAGGAUUUUGCUGCUGGAUUGGAUGAACGUACAGCGGUAUUGGCUCUUUCCGUUAUCUUUCAUCAUAAGGCUGAACAAUACGUCGAUAACGUCGGUGCUUGGAAUGGGGCUUGUGAAAAUACCAAUAUACCUACAGAAAUAUUAAUGCUUGAAAACUCAAUUCAUCAACAUCAAAAUCUUUACGAAUCAAUGUGCCAGGCCUAUACAGAGGUAUAUAACGCUUAUCAAGCUCUGCUGAACGGUCUGGACGUGAUGCUCCAAGUGUGCCAUAAUUCCACGACAUCGCAGAAAGAUGCGGCUGACCGGAAAACAAUAACGAAUGUACAUAGCACGAGUAAGAAGCUCCUCUAUCAGUUAGACCACUUGGUGCAGGUCUGCAAUCAACCAGGAACUGAGAGGAAACAU
This is a messenger RNA of Onthophagus taurus, 1413 nucleotides long. The record is from RefSeq and is a predicted model, not a curated record. NCBI's taxonomy places the organism in Eukaryota, Metazoa, Arthropoda, Insecta, Coleoptera, Scarabaeidae.